Molecule: messenger RNA, 558 nt
Organism: Haliotis rubra (blacklip abalone)
Lineage: Eukaryota; Metazoa; Mollusca; Gastropoda; Lepetellida; Haliotidae
Exons: 4
Coding region: 55-462 (135 amino acids)
Source: RefSeq, a predicted model, not a curated record
CUCAGAAAUAUAUUAUUUGAAUUCUGCUCAAGUAGUUGAACAGGCGCUGCUAAGAUGAACUCUCUUGUUGUCAUCGCUUCUCUGUUGGUUUUGAGUGCCGUCCAGGCGCAAGAUGCCGUAACAACAGCGAAGGUGCAUCAGCACCACAGUCACCACACGCAUGCCGCCCAUGCCCACACCACACACGAGGCCAAGGAGACAGAGAACUACUCCUUUGUCUAUGACGGGAGAAGUCAUGACAUGGUGGUGAAAACAGCAAGCACCUGUUACAUCAUGCCUCUGACGGACGCACAGAGAGCCAUGGUCCACGACCCUGCUCAAAUCAAGAACGUGGAGGCUAGAGCUCUCAGGCUGAUCAUCGACAACUCUAUCCAGAGCAAUAUUGACCAGUCCGUUCUGGACCACCAUCUUGCACACUAUUGCAGAGGCUCCGCUAAGAUCAUCAUGCUGGCUAACAAUUGAAUAGGGCUCCAGUCGCCAUAACCUGUCCACUGUGGUCACGUGGCAAGGUUCUUUGGAUGUCGUGUGUGUACAGUGAAAUAAACUAACUGUCUGACA